CGCUUGUGUCUUAUCACUCUUUCACACACAAAAACACACACUCUCUCUCUCAUCUCUCAUCUCUCUCAUCUCUCUCAUCUCUCUCAUCUCUCUCAUCUCUCUCAUCUCUCUCAUCUCUCAUGCUUUAACUUGGAUCCGUUUACUAUCAUGACUCGGUUUGUUCUUACGUGUGGUCUUCGGAGCACUCCACCCAUUAACUCACUCUCUCUCUAGGAAUCACUAGCCCUUGCAGCUUUCCUCAUGAGGGUACUUUAAACCCUCUCCAUUGUACCAAAACACACCAACACAACCUCUAAGCUCUCUCUUUCUCUCUUUCUAUCUCUCUCUCUUUCCUCUUUUCACACCAACAACAAAGGAUCUCACUCAGAAAUGCUCCUUCGUCCCUUCCACUUCUGUUCCAACCCCAUCAUCCCCACCCUACCCCUAUUCUCAUAGCUUCCCUAUUUCACACGCUCUUCCCUUUUCUUCUUUUUUUCCUUUUUUCUCAAACACACACACAAAUGGAGUUCGGAGGGAACAUCUUCUGCCUCUCCAACAGAGACCAAAAUGGGAAUACUAACGCCAACGCUUUCGCCUGGGAUUCAUGGCAAACAACCACUUCUAAUAAUAACAACACCACUUCCAGGUUCCUCAACGCUUUCAACGCCCCCGUCACUGCCCUCACCGCUCCGGAGGGCUCCGCCGCCAACCGCUCCGAGGCCGCCGGGCUCGCCAGCGCUCUCAUGUUCCUCCCUCAAAACGGCGGCGUUUUGCGACACCGCCAGCAGCAGCAGCAGCAGCAGCAACAUCCGUACGGAGGUGAUGGGUCCCACGUGCACCCCGACCCCCACCUCAUGUGCUUGAAGCUUGGGAAGAGGCAUUACUUUGAGGACGCUAGUGGAACUGGAACCGUCUCUUCUGCUGCUGCUGCUGCUGCUGCUGCUACUUUCGGCGGGGGGUUGGUGUUGGGCGAUAAGCGUGGGAAAGGAGGGUAUUCCGGUGGCGGGGCGGCGGUGAAAGCUGUCGGGUUGACUACGGCGACGGUGCCUAGGUGUCAGGUGGAAGGGUGCCAGGUGGCGCUGGUGAACGCCAAGGACUACCACCGGAGGCACAAGGUGUGUGAGAUGCACUCCAAGGCUCCCAAAGUUGUGGUCUUAGGGUUGGAGCAGAGGUUCUGUCAGCAGUGUAGCAGGUUUCACGUGGUGUCAGAGUUUGAUGAUUCAAAGAGAAGUUGCAGGAGGAGACUAGCAGGUCACAAUGAGAGAAGAAGAAAGAGCUCCCACGAUUCUGUUGCAAGGAAUUCUUCACAAGGAGGGUGUGCUCUCUCUCUUCUGUCAUCUAGAAGUGAUUCUUGGCUUUCUCCUUCUGAUCUGUCAACAAGAUGCAGUGCAGCAUUGCGUGAAUUGAUAGCAGAAAACCGUGCAGCCAUAAUGGCGAGACAAUUUGUAUCAGACAGAGAUUGGCAUAUUCAGCAUCAUGCAGUGGAAGACAUGAAGGAGAUCCAACCGGAGUCCAAUUACUUCCCACAACAGAUGUUUCCACAGACACAGUGAAGAACAACAACGUUCGGGAAACAACAACAAGAUUUCAGAGUGUGGACAUUUAUGCUGUUUCUGUCUCAACUAUUCAAUUCUUUAAUUUGCUACAAAUAAAAGUUAGAACUACCUAGCUAGACUAGUUUAUUUCUUAGGCUAAUAAAUCCUAAGCUUCUAUUUGCAUCUCUGUUUUGUUUUUAAGUGUUUGCAGGGCUGUUUUACAUUGAAAUCAAUCACCAAUGAUUGGGUUUACUAAAAUACUUUCAAUUACUAAUUUUCAUCCUAUAUUCA
This is a messenger RNA of Vigna angularis (adzuki bean), 1805 nucleotides long. Its product is annotated as squamosa promoter-binding-like protein 7. The transcript has 3 exons. The coding region runs from base 501 to 1532 and encodes 343 amino acids. Gene Ontology annotation, cellular component: nucleus. Lineage: Eukaryota; Viridiplantae; Streptophyta; Magnoliopsida; Fabales; Fabaceae. The record is from RefSeq and is a predicted model, not a curated record. Gene Ontology annotation, molecular function: DNA binding.